GGAACUUCCGUCAGUCUGUUCCAGACUUCAGGAGACAUGUUAUCCAGCUACCUUAUGCUGGAGGCUGGAGCCUGCGGCUCGCCAGUUGCUGCUGUUGGUGGUAACCAUGGAGUCGUAGGCUGGAGAGAUGGUGUCAAGAACCUGGAAACUGUCUGAGGCUGAGGUCUCACUGGCAUCCGGAGACCCUCCUGAGCUCUCCAGGAAUGCAGUGCCAUGCAGUCGUUACUCUCUGACCUUUGUCUACACUGGGCUGUCCAAGCCUGUUGAAGAAAUUCCCGAGUUUCAGGCCUUUGGCUUCCUCAAUGACCUUUCCUUCUUUGACUACAACAGUGAAGACAGGAAGUCACAGCCCCUGGGACCCUGGAGACAGGUAGAAGGAAUGGAGCAUUGAGAGCAGGACAGCCAACUUCAGAAGGCUGGAGAGGACACCUUCAUGGAGACCCUGAACAACAUCAUGGAGUAUUACAAUGACGACAGAGUUUCUCUGCCAACAGACUGGAGUGCAGUGGCACAUUCUCAGCUCAUUGGAACCUCCACCUACCAGAUUCAAGCAGUUCUCCUGCCUCAGCCUCCUGAAAAGCUGGGACUACAGAGUUCCAGUUCUUCUCUUCACUGCUCUGCAUCCUGUUCCUACAGGCCAAGCCUCUGUGGCCCUGUGUCCUGCAGGUAUUCCCAGAUUUAUGGCUAAAAGACCGGGACCCCUUGGAAGCCGAGAAAUGGAACUGUUGGCAUUCAGAGAUGUAGCCAUAGAAUUCUCUUUGGAAGAGUGGCAAUACCUGGAUUGUGCUCAGCAGAAUUUAUAUAGAGAUGUGAUGUUAGAGAACUACAGAAACCUGGUCUCCCUGGACUUGAUCACCUACCUGGAGCAAAAAGAGCCCUGGAAUAUAAAGAGAAAUGAGAUGGUAGCCAAACACCCAGUUAUGUAUACAUAUUUUACCCAAGACCUUCAGCCAUAUAAAGGCAUAAAAGAUUCACUCCAAAAAGUAAUACCAAGAAGAUACCGAAAAAGAAAUACCAUGAAGAUAUGUGGACAUGAGAAUUUACAAUUUAAAAAAUGCAAUGAAAGUGUGGGUGAGUGUGAGAUGCACAAAAGAAGUUAUAAUGAAGUUAACCAAUGUUUGUCAACUACACAUAACAAAAUAUUUCAGACUCAUAAAUGUGUCAAAAUCUUUGGUAAAUUUUCAAAUUCCAAUAGACAUAAGACAAGACAUACUGGAAGGAAACAUUUCAAAUCUAAAAACUAUGGCCAGUCAUUUUGCAUGCUUUCACACCUAAAUAAACAUCAGAUAAUUCAUACUAGAGAGAAUGCCUACAAAUGUGAGGAAUGUGGCAAAGCUUUUAGCUGGUCCUCAGCCCUCACUAAACAUAAAGGAAUUCAUACUGGAGAGAAAGACUACAUAUGUGAAGAAUGUGGCAGAGCCUUUAACCCAUCCUCAAACCUCGCUAACCACAAGAGAGUUCAUACAGGAGAGAGACGCUACACAUGUGAGGAAUGUGGCAAAGCCUUUAGCCAGUCCUCAAACCUCAUUAACCACAAGAGAGUUCAUACUGGAGAGAGACCCUACACAUGUGAAGAAUGUGGCAAAGCUUUUAGCUUAUCCUCAAACCUCACUUACCACAAGAGAAUUCACACUGGAGAGAAACCCUACACAUGUGAAGAAUGUGGCAGAGCCUUUAGCCGCUCCACAACCUUUACUAACCACAAGAGAAUUCAUACUGGAGAGAGACCUUACACAUGUGAAGAAUGUGGCAAAGCUUUUAGCUUAUCCUCAAACCUCACUUACCACAAGAGAAUUCAUACUGGAGAGAAACCCUACACAUGUGAAGAAUGUGGCAGAGCCUUUAGCCGCUCCACAACCUUUACUAACCACAAGAGAAUUCAUACUGGAGAGAGAUCUUACACAUGUGAAGAAUGUGGCAAAACCUUUAACUGUUCCUCAACCCUUAAGAAAUAUAAGAUGAUUCAUACUGGAUGCAAAGCCUACAAAUGUGAAGAAUCUAGAAAAGCCUUUACCUUCUCCUCAAUUCUUAAUACUCAUAAGAGGAUUCAUACUGAAAAACCCUAUAAAUGUGAAGAAUGUCACAAAGCUUUUAAGUGGCCCGCAGAUCUUGCUAACCAUAAGAUAACUCAUACUGGAGAGAAACCCAGUGAAUAAUGUGGCAAAGUCCAACUCUCGGGCCUUAUAAUACAUAAAAUAAUUUACACUGGAAAAAAUCACUGCAAGUCUGGAGAAUAUGGGCAAGCCUUUAACCAGUUCCAAACCUUUAUUGUGUAUAAGAGAAUUCAGCUUCGACAAAAAUCAUAUAAAAAAAGGAACAAAGCCUUUAAUCAGCUCUCAAACUUAAAGGAAUCUAAGAGAAUUUAUUUUUUAAAAAUUCUUUUAGAUGGAGUCUCACUUUGUCACCCAGGCUGGGGUGGCACAAUCUCAGCUCACUGCAACUUCUGUCUCAUGGGUUAAAGCAAUACUCCUGCCUCAGCCCCCUGAGUAGCUGGGAUAUCAGGCAUGUACCACCACACUGGCUGAUUUUUGCAUUUGUAGUAGCCAAAUACAAAAAUUGUGGGAAAGAAAUAUGGCAAAACAUCUAACUGGUUCUCCAUCUGUAUUAAUUAAAAAAUGUUUUACUGGAGAGAAAUUACAUACAUAAAAAAUGUGAUAGACCAUUUAAACACACCUCAAACUUUUGUAAAAAAGAGAAAUUAUAUUCGGAGAAACUCUAGAAAUGUGUCAAAUAUGGCAAGGCCUUUAAAUGGUAGUCAAACAUUAUCAUAGGUAAGAUAAUUUACACUGAAGAAAACUCCUAUGAAUAUGAAGAAUGUUGCAAAACUUUUAAUAAAUUGUCACACCUUAUUGCACAGGAAAGCAUUUAUACUAGAGAAACAUUGUACAAAUGAAAGAAUGUGAAAAGUCAUCAAUAUCUGCUCACAUCUUAAUAGCAGGAAGUUUGUGCUGAAUAAAAGCACUGUAGGCCAGGCGUGGUGGCUCACACCUGUAAUCCUGGCACUUUGAGAGGUCAAGACAGGUUGAUCACAAGGUCAGGAGUACAAGAUCAGUCUGUUCAACAUGGUAAAACCCCAUCUCUACUAAAAAUACAAAAAUAAGUGGGUUGUGGUGGCAUGCACCUGUAAUCCCAGUUACCAGGGAGGCUGAGGCAGGAGCAUUGCUUGAAUUUGGCAGGUGGAGGUUGCAGCGAGCCAAGAUUGAGCCACUACAUUGUAGCCUGGGUGACAGAGUAAGACUCCAUCUCAGGGGAAAAAAAAACAUUAGAAAUAUAAUUACUGUAAAAUGAACUUUCAGAAAAUGUAGGUCUUUAAUAAUUGUUUACUCUGAGGACAGACAUUACAAACAGAGGAUUGUAGUGUCUUUACUUGUAUUACAGAUUUUAUUGUACAUAUUUUACAUUAAAGGAAAACCCCAAAGAAGAUUCUCAAACUUUGUCAAACAUCAGGGAAUUUAUACUUGAGAGAAAGCUGAAAAAUGUAAAAAUCUAACGAAUGUGAACAAAUUGUAAUUUGUUCAAAAACUACAGUUUAGAAAACACCUAUUAAUAUAUUUCUGCAGUUGCAGUGAAUGGCGAAAAUAUAUUUAAUCAAAAAUAAGUCUAUAUAUACCUUUGAGGAUUCACAGCAGAAAGAAUGAAGACUCGGCAACUUCAGACAUUACACUAAACCAGUGUUGAGGAUAAAAAGGACCCAAAGCUAACACUAUAUAUAUAUAUUUUAAAGAGGCAGAAUUUUUUGGAGAUUUAUAAUAUUCAAGUUAUGUUUCUUUUUCUGUAAAAUACAGAUUUUCUAAAAAGCAAAUAAUAUUGUAACUCAAGUUACUUAAUGUUGAUUCUUCCCAUUGUUUAUGUAAAAGUAUUUGAUUAAUUGCAUUAGAGAUAUGAGAGAUUGUUUUCUAUAGAAGACAUGAACUUUUCUAUAGAAGAAUAAGGACAUUAAGUUGUAAGAUGCAUAAUGAAAACCUAAAUGGAAGGGCUCUUUGUGGUUGACUUACAACAUUGUUUUAGUGAUGGAUAAGGUGGGUGUUCAGAGUAGUAGUCUGAAUUCUAGUGAAAGAAAAAACUUAAUAUUAGUAGUAAAUUAUUUUAUCAAUUGUACCUGUAGGUAAUAAAAUGCAAUACAUUUAAAGUUUUUUAAAGAUUAUGUGUGAAUUCAAUUUUUCAUUAAACAAAGUUGUUUUUAAUGUGUUAAAACUAUUGCACUUUGAAUGAACUGUUAAUUUGCCAUGAACUUUAAUGUGUUCCAUCUUACUUGAGGUUCUAAGUAAAAGAUGGUAGCGAUAUACUGUUUGUUAAUGUAGGGGAAUGACAUCUCUAGUAAGCUCUUUUUUUUGCCAAUUUAUUUAUUUAUUUAUUUUUUUGAGACAGAGUUUCACUCUUGUUACCCAGGCUGGAGUGCAAUGGCACUAUCUCCGCUCACCACAACCUCCGCCUCCUGGGUUCAGGCAAUUCUCCUGCCUCAGCCUCCUGAGUAGCUGGAAUGACAGGCACGUGCCACCAUGCCCAGCUAAUUUUCUGUAUUUUUAGUAGAGAUGGGGUUUCACCAUGUUGACCAGGAUGGUCUCAAUCUCUUGACCUCGUGAUCCACCUGCCUCGGCCUCCCAAAGUGCUGAGAUUACAGGCUUGAGCCACUGCGUCUGGCCACCAGUUUUUUGUUUGUUUUGAGAUGGAGUCUUGCUCUGUUGCCCAGGCUGGAGUGCAGUGGCACGAUCUUGGCUCACUGCAACGUCCACCUCCUGGGUCCAAGCGAUUCUCCUACCUCAGCUUCCUAGGUAGCUGGGAUUACAGGCAUGUGCCAUCAUGCCCAGCUAAAUUUUGUAUUUUUAGUAGAAACAGGGUUUCACCAUGCUGUCCAGGCUGAUCUCAAACUCCUGACCUCAGGUGAUUCACCCACCUCAGAGUCCCAAAGUGCUGGGAUUACAGGAGUGAGCCACCAGGCCUGGCCUGCCAGUGUUUUUAAGUUGCAAAUAAUUUGAAGAAUUUUGUUCCCAUAGAUCAAAUUGUAUUCUUUUUUAACUUAUUUUUUUUGUGGGUAAAUAGUGUACAUACACACUUAGGGCAUAUAUGAGAUAUUUUAACAGGUAUACAAUAUUUAAUCAUCACAGCUGAGUAAAUUCAUCAUCUUGGGCAUGUACUUUUAUAUUACAAAGAAUCCCAUUAUAUACUUUUAGUUAUUUGAAUAUGUGCAAGUGAAUUAUUAGCUAUGGGGUCAUUUUUAUGGCCAUAAAAAUUACAUGGGUUAUAAUUAGUAUCCAUACGUUUUUGAGUCUUGAUUAAACAUUUUUAAACAUUUGUUUUAUAUAUUUUUUGUACAUGUGGCCUCUCUGCUGACAAAAACAAGA
Messenger RNA from Callithrix jacchus (white-tufted-ear marmoset), 5342 nucleotides. Lineage: Eukaryota; Metazoa; Chordata; Mammalia; Primates; Cebidae. The record is from RefSeq and is a predicted model, not a curated record.